UCCGAAGAAAAUGACGAGGUUCCUGAGCUCCAAGUGGCGUCUCCUAACUGGGGCAGCCGACGUGCCUCGUCCCAGAGACGUGAUGAUGAGGGUCGGCAGAGCAAAUCUGGCCACUUUUUGGAUCCGAAGGCCCUAGAGGAACAACUACAGGCUAGACGAGAUUCUUCAAGUAGCCGAAGGACAUCACUAGCGGAGGCGAUCCCCGGUUUCCCUAUGCUGAAGCAUCGUGAGACGCCUAAAGCGGAAAAAGAGAAGUUCCUCGAAGAGCUUCAGGACACGAAAGUCAAAGAGGGUCAACCAAAGGUGGUUCUCAAAUGUACCUUCUGCAAAGCUAACGCUCGUUUUCGCUGGUACAAAAACAAGCUGGAGAUCUUUCAAGGUCCAAAGUACAACUUUCUGCAGUAA
Messenger RNA from Dibothriocephalus latus, 405 nucleotides. Lineage: Eukaryota; Metazoa; Platyhelminthes; Cestoda; Diphyllobothriidea; Diphyllobothriidae. The record is from the annotation of a GenBank genome assembly.